AGUUCGGCCCUGAACAGCAGCCUCCCCGUGACCAGACAGUUGAAGGAUGCUUCAGCAAAGUGGCAGAUAUUUAUUUUCAUUCUGGAUUCAUCAACAUCAAUCUACAUCAAUGACUACAGAGACGUCCUUCAGUUUGCUAGAGACAUCGUGGCUCGCCUGGACAUCAGCCAGAGGAACACUCGAGUUGGAGCUCUCACUUUCAGCGACGAUGUUUCACGACCACCAUUGGAGCUAAACAGGUUCCAGGUCAAAGGUGACCUCCUAGCCAGCAUCACAGAACAAAGCCUGCCCUACAGAACCGGAAUCACCAACACAGAUUUGGCUAUUCGCUAUGUCCGAGAGAGUCUCUUGUUCCGAGAAGGUGUCACCAAGGUCAUAGUUGUGGUCACGGACGGUGUGUCAAGGUCACCUGGCAGCACUGCCAGAGAGGCAGAUCUAGCUCGGGAGCAAGGCUUCUACGUCUUUGUCGUCGGUGUCGGCCAGUACCAGGAUGAGCGGGAAUGGCAGAACAUCGCCAGCGACCCUGAUGACCAGUUCGUCUUCAACGUGACCAAUUUUAGAAACCUUGAGCAAGUAAAGUACACGCUGCCCAGCAGAAUCUGCAAUCUACCACCACUGCAAGUAACCAGACGGUGCAACAUUGCCAGGAAUGCCGAAGUUUACUUUGUAGCUGGACCCUCUGGAACCCAGGAUGCCGUUCAAGUGAUCGAUCGGUUUGUGGAAUCAGCUACGGACAACAACAACCAGCUGCGGGUCAGCUAUCUCCUGAGCAUCUGCAACAACGCCGAGAAUGUGCCACUGUCGAGCCUCAACAACUACUGCGACAGAUACCAGGCCCCACCACCAGCAAACGUGGACACCUAUGUCUUGCUGUUGUCCAGAUUAAGAACCAUAGCCAGCCAGUCACGCAGAGGCCAGAAGCAGGUGGCAGUUCUUUUCCUCGACGAGGAAAGUCUUCGAUUGAACAGGAAUGGUCUGAUCAACGAGGCAAGAAACAUCGGGCAGCGGGACAAUGUUGACAUCAUCGUGGUGGACCUGGCCACGCGAGGUUACGGAAACGUUAUCCAGAACAUCGCCUCUUACAGGGACAAUGUGAUCACAUUCGGACCGGGCGGCGUGGCCUCACAGAGACCAGUGCUGAACUCAUUCCUGGAGAGAGCUUGUACAGUUAUCAAUGGCGAGGAUAUCUACAUUCCCCCUGUAAACACGUAA
This is a messenger RNA of Candidula unifasciata, 1212 nucleotides long. The record is from the annotation of a GenBank genome assembly. NCBI's taxonomy places the organism in Eukaryota, Metazoa, Mollusca, Gastropoda, Stylommatophora, Geomitridae.